CCGAGUGUGGACCACAAGGACGCGCACUGAAAACUACAAUAGAUACAGACAGCAGUGCUGGUGAUUAUCCGGGGGGGAAGGUUUGUAAAUCUUACGAUACUGUACUGGGUUUAGCUUUUAACAAUAAGUCUACAAUGAGCUCAACAGCUGUCUUCAUCCCAAUGAAAAUCAAGAUGGUCUCAGAGAACGUAAAACUUUUUCUCUCGGAAUUUGGACAUUUUAUCUUUGUGAUCGUUUGAAGUCAUCUUCUUUUUAUUAUUAGCCCCAGAGGUUCGUAACGAUGAACUCGUGGAUUCUUGCGUGCGGUUUCAGACCCAGGACGACAAGCCUGCCAGUGCAGGCGCUGCAGGGGACGAGGUGUCUGGGCGCUGGACAGAGUGCGACUUUGGAGAGGACUCGGGGAUUGUCCCGGUUCGCAGGCCACAGGAGCAGAAGGCUAAGCGAUGCGAAAAGCUGUUUCCUUUUGAAGGCAAUAAGACAUAGGCUCAUGGCCCCCGUGGACCCACCGCCCUCAAGACGCUUCAAUAGACCGAGCGCUUCUGUUGCAUCCAGCAAAAGUUCCUUCACCUCGCCGACAGCUCCGGGGAGAAAUCCCCUCGCCUCCUCAGGCGGGUUUCACAGUUACAGCACUUCUCCUCCGAGGGAAGAAGCGAGUGAGCACGGCUUGGACAGCGAGGGAAAAGGGCACAAGUCCAGCCGGUAUCUGUUUGAAGACGCAAAAAGGCUUCUUCAGCUGGCUCACCCAGAACGCUGGCGUUUGACAGCGGCCCUGGGCUUCCUGGUGAUUUCCAGCACGGUGACCAUGUCGGCUCCCUUCUUCCUGGGCAGAGUGGUUGACACCAUCAAUUCCAGUCCUGCUCAGGAGCUGGGCGCGUCUCUGACGGGUCUGUGCGCCGUGCUCUCAGGCGUGUUCCUCUGCGGCGCCGCGGCCAACACCGCCCGCCUCUACCUCAUCAACCGCGCAGGGCAACAGAUAGUGCGAAACCUACGAGGAUCCCUUUUUAACUCCAUCCUGAGGCAGGAGGUGGGCUUCUUCGACAAGACGCGCACCGGCGAGCUCAUCAACCGGCUCUCCGCGGACACUGUGGUCAUCGGGCACUCGAUCACAGACAACCUCUCGGACGGGCUCCGCGCUGUGGCUCAGGCCACAGCUGGUGUGGGCAUGAUGUUCUAUAUGUCACCGAAACUGGCAGCGUUUGUCUUAAUGAUUGUGCCACCGCUGGCUGUCCUGGCUGUGGUCUAUGGGCGGUACCUGCGUUCUCUGUCCAAGCGCACACAGGACGCACUGGCUGACUCCACUCAGCUGGCUGAAGAGCGGAUUGGCAAUGUCAGAACAGUGCGUGCGUUUGGGAAAGAGUCGAUGGAGGUGGAGAAAUAUGUGAAGAAAGUGGACUACGUCCUCCAACUGGCCAAGAGGGAGGCGUUGCUUGAAGCUGGCUUCUUUGGAACAGUAGGCCUGAGCAUGAAUCUUUCCAUGCUUGCUGUGCUCUACAAGGGCGGGUUGCUGAUGGGCAGUGAGGACAUGACCAUUGGACAGAUCUCGUCCUUCCUUCUGUACACCUUCUGGGUUGGUGUGAGCAUCUCGGGUUUUAGCUCCUUUUACUCUGGCUUGAUGAAGGGGUUUGGAGCUGGGGUGCGACUGUGGGAGCUGUUGGACAGGAAGCCUGAGUUUCCUCUCAAUGAAGGGGUCGCGCUGAGGCCGGAGCAGCUGAAGGGGGAGCUGGAGUUCCGCGACGUGACGUUCUCGUACCCGACCCGCCAGGACGCGCCCGUCUUCCGCGCAUGCAGCUAA
Messenger RNA from Lepisosteus oculatus (spotted gar), 1792 nucleotides. The record is from RefSeq and is a predicted model, not a curated record. Lineage: Eukaryota; Metazoa; Chordata; Actinopteri; Semionotiformes; Lepisosteidae.